GGAGCGAAUAUAAUCUUACUUCCGCAUUUUGAUUUAGUCAGAGUCCAUGUAGGUUAUGUAAGACAUGGCAGAGGGAGGGGAUUAUGGAAGUUUAGAAGAAAAACGCCUUCAAUGUUUGUAUUGUAAAACACAGUUUGAUGAAGAGAGCCAUAUACCAAGAGUUUUACCAUGCCUGCAUACUCUAUGUUCGACCUGUUUGAAGAAGCUUUUAAAAAACAAUCUCCUUACGUGCCCAAGAUGUCAUGAUAAAUUUAAAACACCCGAUGAAUCAUUGGAAACAUAUCAGAUUGAUUUCACCCGAAAAGAUCUUGUUUCCUUCUACACGAAGUUUUGCCAGUCAUCAAAAGUAGAGUGUGACAUGUGCGAUGAAAACAAGGCCGAAUUCUGGUGUCACGAUUGUGAAAACUUUUUAUGUGGCGGCUGCAUCAAAAGUCAUGAAAGAAAUAAAAAAUGGAAAACUCACAUAGUUGUAAGCAUUAAUGAAAUAAAAGAUCCAUCUCAUUUUCGACAUGAGGUUCUAUGUAGUAGAGAUGGACAUAAAAACAAACCAUUAGAAGUGUACUGUACAGGGGAUAGCUGUAAAAAGGCUGUGUGUGCCACAUGCUGGAUGGUUGAUCACUCUGACAAGACAGAACAUACUCCAACAGAUAUCAAAGACCAGUUUGUAGAGGAAAGAGACCGUCUUCUCGUAAAAGCAGAAAAGCUAAAUGAAAAACAAGUUCAGAUAACGAGACUCCAAAAGAGAAUAGAUAGUGAAGCAUAUGAUGUCACAAAGCAAACUAUUUCAGCGGAAUUUGAAAUUAGUUCUUUUUUUAACGAGAGUAUUAAGUUGUUAGAGAAGAGAAGGGAUGAGUUGUUGGAGACGAACCGCACGAUUUCAAAAAAUAAAGAAACAGUUCUGACGAACCAGAAACAGGAACUUGAAGAAUUCAAGAAUAGAUUGUCAGAUGCAAACAUUUUCCUUGAGCAAUCAUGUCUUUCUCAGAAUUCAGCAGGAUUUCUUAACCUUACUCCAGUUAUAAACCAAAGAUUUGAAGAUUUGAUACAAGCCAAAUACGAUGAAACUCCUAGAGUUGGUAGCCAAAUUGGUUUUUCAAAUGUAACCACAAGAGAUGACUUACGCAUACUAAAAGGAAAAGAUCUUCAGAAAAUGAUUAAACAUCAUGCUGAAAUUUCAGCUACAAAUGCAUAUCCACCAAAAACAGAAAUAGUACUAGUAAAUACGAGAGGGAAUAAAAUUCUUCAAGUAACCUUGAAAGAUUUCAAGGAGAAUAUUAUAAAUGAUUCUUCUUUACGGGUGUCUGCUGUUCUUAAGGGUAAAUCCUCUGGUGAUGUUACAGAAAUACGAUUUACCAGUAUGGGCAAUGGUAGAUUAAAAUCUUUACAAAGCAUUAAAGAUUCGGAUGUCUAUAUUCACAUUCUGCUGAAUAAGAAACAUUUCACAGAAGAAGUUAAGAUUGAAUCAUUGAACUGUGUAACAGGCAAUCCAGAAGAGGAGACAGAUAUUGUUGAGGAAAACGAUUUAUUCGGUGAAGAAAAAGAACUUACAGAUUCUGAAGAAGAAUGGGAUUUCAGUUCAGAUUAUGGUGAUGAUAUCAAUCACGAAAAUGCCAUGUCGUCGACGACAGAUGGAGAGACUUGCAGUAUUCUAAUCGACGGUUUCUGUGAAAGUAAAAUAACAGAAAAUGAUGUAAGGGAUUAUUUCAGUAACAAGGAUCUCUCUGGAGGAAGUAUAGUCAAGGAAAUUGAUAUCAAUAUUGAUGAAGGAUGGUGUAUUGUAGUUUUUACAAAUUCUCAAGCUGUUAAGGAUGUUUGCAUCAGACGACACAAGCUGAAGGAUCACGACAUAAAUGUAAAAGCUCAUUAUCCAAAAGGACAAAUUGCUCCCAAAGUCAAAGUGAUUUCUAAAUUAGAUGAAAACAAAUUAGCUUUCAUUACAGCUUCAAAUAUUAGCAAAGAUGUUCUAGAAACUCGCUUAAGCAUAUUCUCAGCUAAAAUAGACUGGUCUUCUGUGAAACCAGAUAAGCGUUCUCUACAAAUAGCUUCGAACCUUACUUCAGAUAUGAAAGAUUUUCAGAAGAAAGCUAGAGUAUGGGGUAUACAUAUUGAAAGAGAAGUAUUACAGUUCUUUGAAACAUUACUAGUUAAAGAAUAUAUAAUAGAUCCAAACCAAUGGGACUUAAUCAAGAAAAGCGUUCAUCCAGUUGAUGGUCAGGACAGGGAAAAAGCUAUGAUAACUAUCAAUGGAAACAGAUUUAGCAUAGUAGUAGUUGGCUACCGGAUUCCUUAUAAAUCUUUGGUAAAUCACAUCAACCUCCUUACAGACUCCGUCACAGUCCGGGAAAGGUUAGAAAAUCACGAAAUACGUUUGUUAUCAGUAGGAAAUGUAAUGGAAAGUAUAAGAAACGAAUACACAUCCAUUAAAAUUGUUCCAGAUUUUGCAAACGGUAAUAUUGAAUAUUCAGGAACUGCAGCAAUUGUAGCAUCAGCUAAGCAGAAAAUUUUUGAUACACUAAAAACAAAAGUAACUCUCGUUGUCAAAGAUAUUGAAAAUGAAAGAUUUCAAUUCUUUCAGAGAAAACCAGUUCAGAAAGAAUUAGAAAAGGAAUUUAGAAACAGAGGUAUAAAAUGUGCAGUUGAAUUUGAAAAAGAUAAAAAAAUUAUUAUUUACGCGUUUUCUAAAACAGAAGGUGAAAAAGCAGUCAAAACUGUGAAAGCGUCAAUAGCAAAAGUUGACGUUGGAAAAGAAACACCACCUGGAGAACUUGACAAGGAGUUGCAAGAAGUCAGAAAAAAGAAAGGCAAUACAGUAGAAGUUCGAAUAUCUGACAGUAGAAUUAUAAUUUACGCCAUACCACAGUCAACUGUAGAGGCUAUCGCAGAUCAUAUCAAAUUAUUUGUCAGAUAUCCCCAUGGAAGUGUCCGUUGUACAGCACAUUUCUGUACUGAGACAGGUCAAACUAUAACAACAUUGUUCGGUGAUAUUACAGAUCUUGAUUCAAAUGUCCUUGUGUGCAGCUCUGACAAAAAUUUGAAACUGGGUAUUGGUGUAGGCCAUGACCUUGUACAAAAAGGCGGAGACAAAAUAAAGUUGGAAUGUAACACCUACCUUCAAUCAAAACCAAUGAAGGAAUUGGAUAAAGACGAGGUAUUUUGCAGUUCAUCUGGGAAACUCACCAACUUUAGAAUGGUUGUCCACAUACCUGGUGAAAAAUGGGAAAAUGUCAAAGAAUCUAAUGAGAAUGAUGGAAAGAAGAAUUUCAUCAAGCUAAUUACUUCAUCUCUAGAAAAAGCAGAAGAAAAGAAAAGUAAGAGUAUUGCCAUGCCAGCAUUAUGUUGUGGAAAUAAUGAAUAUCCGGUAACAAAAUCUACUGACUGGAUCGUGGAGGCUUUAAGUAUGUAUCUGAAGCGCACUGGAAGUAAAACAAGCAUUCAAAAGAUUUAUCUGUGUGAUAAGAACCCAAGUGCUGUUGACAACUUUGUGAAAAAACUGAAGACUUUAUAUGUCUUGUUAUACAAUAGAUAAACAGCAAAUUUAAUCCGUUGAUCCAUUUUGGUAUCGACAGUAGUUAAAGCACCUCCACAUUUUCAUUAUAGUUUUUAUUUGUAUAUAUAUAUAUUGCCCAAAAGGUCCCAAAGAUAUAUGAUAGAAAUAAGCUUUUUGUCUAAUUUGUGCAGUAAUUGGUAAUGUCACACGCAAUGUUACAGCCGUUUAUUUUUAAAAUGGUUUUCGGAGGAACGCAAGAAAAGUUUAGUUUUUGUUGUCCAUCAAACACCCAAAAAAGAACUAAGAUCAAUUUGCAGGACAUUAAUCAGAAGUAACCAUUUCCUGGCUGUAUUUAUCUUGAUAUACAAUAAAGAUUAACAGAAAAUUAUAUCGGCUGAUCCUUUUUGGCAUCGACAGUUGCUAAAGCACAUCCACGUAUUCAUUAUAGUCUUAAUGUGUAUAUAAUAUAUUGCCCAAAAGGUCCCGAAGAAAUAUGAAUGAAAUUAGCUUUUUGUUUAAUCAAUGCUCUUAUUAAUAAUGUCGCAUUCAAAAUUACAGCCGUUUAUUUUAAAAUGGUUUUCGAAGCUUUUUUUUUCCGAGAGCUAUCCAAAUAAAACUAAGAUCAAAACGCAUGACAUUAAUCACAAGUUCAUAACCAUUACCUGACUGUGGUUAUCUUAAUUUACAAUAAAGUCGGCUGAUCCUUUUUGGCAUCGACAUAAGCUUAAGCACUUCCAUAUAUUCUUAAUAGUCUUAAUUUGUACAUAUAUGAACAUUAAGGUCCAAAAGAAAUUAGAAUGAAAUAAGUUUUCAAAAUAAAACAAAUGAAUAAUGCCACAUACAAUAUUACGGCCGUUUAUUUUAUAAUGGUUUUCGGUGGAAUGCAAAAAAGGUUAAGCUUUUGUUGCCCAACAAACACCCAAUAAAGAAAGAUCAAAUCGCAUGACAUAUAUCACAAAUAACCAUUACCUUGUUUGUCUUGAAUUACAAUAAAGAUUAAAAACAAAUUUCAACAUUUCGACAUUAGCUUAAGGACCUCCAAAUAUUGAUAACAAUUUGUAAAUAUAUGACCCUCAAAGUCCUAAAAAAAAUGAAUGCAAUUAGCUUUUUAGUUAUCGCAAUGCAGUUAUUAAUAAUGCCAAAUACAAUAUUACAAUGUUCAGCUUUUUUUGCCUAACAAACAUAAUAAAAAACUAAAGAUCUGUUUGUUGUCUGCCAAUGCGCUGGUACUGGCAAGAUUUAAAUGAUAAAUUUCGUCUGUAAAUUUGAAAUUCAUAUAUUAAGUGUAUGUAAGAAAAAUAAAAGUUAAAAUUCUUUCAGGCAAAGCUGACUUAGAAAGGUAUCGACUGAUCGUUCUAGUUAGUCCCACUGGAUUUUAUUUGUACUCGAGGGAUCUAUAUCUUUGGCCGACCAUACCUAAUGAAAUUUAUGCCAGAACCACGCGUCGUGUGCACAAAAAUUGACUCAUUUUUGUUUUAUUUUUAUUUUGGAUAAAAAUUUAUUAUUUUUCAACAUUAUCGGUUUCCAUAUUGUAUGUAUCAGUUCUUCAGUAUUCUACUACAAAUAAAAUCAUUUCAAAUAUA
Messenger RNA from Mytilus californianus (California mussel), 5070 nucleotides. RefSeq lists its product as uncharacterized. Gene Ontology annotation, molecular function: zinc ion binding; nucleic acid binding. Bases 65 to 3526 code for a protein of 1153 amino acids. Lineage: Eukaryota; Metazoa; Mollusca; Bivalvia; Mytilida; Mytilidae. The record is from RefSeq and is a predicted model, not a curated record. The transcript is spliced from 8 exons.